This is a messenger RNA of Fusarium keratoplasticum, 3495 nucleotides long. RefSeq lists its product as uncharacterized. The record is from RefSeq and is a predicted model, not a curated record. NCBI's taxonomy places the organism in Eukaryota, Fungi, Ascomycota, Sordariomycetes, Hypocreales, Nectriaceae. The coding region runs from base 1 to 3495 and encodes 1164 amino acids. The transcript is spliced from 4 exons.
AUGCCUUCCGGAGCCCUUUGGGCUCUCCUUCUUUUUCUACCUUGUUCUGUCCAGGCCCUGUUUGGAUCAAGUAACGAGACCGAUUUCUGGGCAGAGUUUGGCAACAACUUUGCGACUGACCUUGCGCCCAUCAUUUCUCUCUUUGGAGAGCAGGUCACUAAACAGUUCUUGAGCGAAUCAACCACCAUUCUCGAUACCGUCAUCUUCGCCGUCGGCCCUCUUGGAAUCAUCACCGCCAUUGUAUCCUGCAUCCGAGUCUCUGGUAGCUCGUUCCUCAAGUCUGUUGUUGGGCGAGCACGUGAACCGCGCGCAGUGCCAGAGGUUGAACUGUGUUCUUCCACCAGCGAAAGCGUGUGUGAGCUAUGGUCAAAUGGUGGCAUCUGCCGAGUGUUUGGCCGCCCAAGGAUCCUCGAAUUCAUCUUUCUCGACGGCGUGAGGGAGUUCGCCCCCUUUCCGAAUCUGGCUCUGAACGUUGGAGUGCAAAAAGCACAGACAUCGAUCCUGACACUCUGGCUCGCCGCUGUGUUUGGAUUGUCGAUACAGGGCAGCUUUUUCUGGUAUACGAACUGGGCUACGUGGAAACACCCGAAGUUCUAUGAGGGAGAAAAGCUCCCGAAUGUUCGCCUUUUCUUCGCCCUUACUAUUGCUGGGACUGCCUCAAUUAACCUUGGAAUGGCACUCUGCGCGAAGCUCAUCGACCGCAACUCAAAAGAGCAGCGAAUUGCUCUUUCACGCGUCAAAGGAACCGAAAAGGCUCGGUUGCCUGAGUAUCGCAUGUUCUGGCUUCAACCUGGUGGUCAGCGUAUCGGCGACCAAGAGUUUGAUGCCUUCGCAUGCAACGAGGUCAAGACAGAGUACAUUGCAUCAUGGAAUGAUAGGGAAGCCCCAGUGCCAAUACUUUUUGUCUGGCUUGGAGUAGGCCUUUCUUUCGUGGGCUGGAUGGUUCAGUUCAUUGGACUACGUGGACAACAUGCUACCGUCUCCCUCUACCAACUCUGCUGUACGAUAGUCAUGUCCACCAUACGGGCUUCCAUUCGCAGCUCCCGAUCUACUCCCCGAAAUGAGCUGGAAUAUCAUUCAGAGGAGCUUCGAGGCCAUGAGCUGGACUGGCAAGCCUUUCAACUCACUGAAUGUUUCCUCCAGGAGAGCCAUGGUCCUGAGCCAGACCAGACAACUGAAAGGUCUUCCUCGGAUCAGGCUAAUCAACGCGUGUCAUUUGAUCCCCGGAUUGGGGAUACUCUCAAAGGCCGAUUUUACUGGAUCCUUCAAAGUUUCGUGCCGAGAAACAUCGCGGCUACUGAAAUAUCGGGACGUGAUGCAACAAUGAAGGUUGGGGACAACGUCGCAGUCGCACUAACUCGGUACAGCCGAAUAAGAGAAGAAGCACUCAUGGGGUGGAUUGAAUCAGACAGUUCGGGAUUUUUCUCCCUGGCGUGGGAUGAUGGUACCGACCUCGAGAAACUACUACGCAAAACCGAGGAGCGCAAACCCAACUCAAGUCCACCAAACAUGGAGAUUGAUACUCGAAAGAUUGCUCUGCGUCUGAAGAACGCGUUGCAAAAGUCAAGUCAGCUCCUAUAUCCGGCACAAGAAGAGUACGUGAGAUCACUCAUCUGGUCAACGGGUUGCCAUUUGACGGUGGAUAAGUAUUACCAAGAUCCAGACAUGCCCAUCUGCUUUUGCCUGAGGAACACAGAUACUGGUUGGACCAUCGAUGGCAACCAGCUCGAGGCUGUCCUGGGGCUGUGGUUAUGGAGCUUCGAUAGGUACAUUCAUUCUUGGGGUCAGAUCCUCGCUGAAUGGAUUCGGAGGCGACGAAGAAAAAGCAUAGUCAUUCCUAGAGAGGAUACGGGGGCUAUCGGCUUUGUCCUUGAACAAUGGCGCCUAUCAAAGUACGUCGUCAACAGCGACGCAAUAUCACACGAUCUUACCCUUACCAACCUCUCCGUUUCUAACAUGGUCCUAUUCGACGACGGGAACAAAGCUGAACGAAAACGAUUUCGAUAUGAGCUUGAUCUUGGAAGAGUCCUCUCAAUUGAUGCGACGAGUUCGUUGCUUCAGUUGAUGGCGCAGGAUCUAUUCACCACUUUUGUUGAGACAAUUGGCACACUUCGCCUCGGCCACCUUGAAAACGUCACUGUCUCAAGAAACAGCGGGUCAGACACUACGGAAACCGCCAUGGUCGAAGGUAUGAUUCAAUCGCUCAUCUCAGAGGGCCUGGCCACUCCCAACGAGGCCACCAUGAGCGUCGUCCCGGCCUUGUGCCCACGAUCGGGGGACCCAGGCAGUGCCCAGACGCAGCAUCUUCUUCUCUCUCACGCCAUCUUGCUCAAAAGAAGGCAAAAGUUCAGUGAGAGUCAAGAAGUUGUCAAAACUCUCGCCAAGCUCUCGUCGCCGAAAAUCAAAGCAAGGGCUGAUGCAUUCUUGUAUGAGGCUUAUCGAUCAGAGCUGCGCUGGAUGGUGCACCAACGCCAAACCUUGACCAAUCGAGAGUUUCUCGAGAGAAGAAAGAAAAUGUUUAUGGAUAUGCGUGUAUUCGAAGUGGCUGAUGACGUUCGAUGGCUUUCGCAUGUCUACAUGAACGCAAUCGACUGGUUGCUCUGGUCCAAUAGCAUCACCCCGGCCUUUCUUAAUGACUACCACAGUUCCAAAGAGGGUUCAGCUCUGAAAUCUCUACUGCCUCUUUUUGGACCCCUAGUACCAUUGGACAAGCAAACCCUGGAUGAUCUGAACCUGGAUGGCACUGAGUCUCGGAAGGAUGCCCUUGAACUGGCCUUGAUUUUCGACCAGCGAUACAGCCUCGGCGAGUCCAGCGUCCAGGUCCGAAGGCAACUACUCCGAUGGGCCAUUGAAUCGGACUUCACCGGAUUGGUUGAAGAUCUCUGGUUUGCAGAACGAAAUAACCCUUGGGUAGAGAGCGCCUUCAGCGGCGGAAGUGAUGAGCUGUUUUGGGCAGCCAGCCUGCGCACGGAUUCUCAUGACAUGAUCAACACCAUCCAGUUCCUACUCGAAGUGGUAGAAAUGGACCAGCAUGCAUCACUGAAAGGCAGAGAAGAUAUGGACCAGAGCUGGUGGGAGACCAGUCGAAAGAGGGACUUGGUGAAGGCCAAGUAUGAGCAGGUCUCCAAUGUGUUGGCUGCAGCAUCUGCCAAUCACCAUGGACGGGAUGUGGUAGAACUGCUUGCUUACGACCUGGAUCAGCGGAAAGAAGUGGACACCAGACACGUGUGUGAGGCGGUCAGGUCGGCUUUAGAAUACGGGUGUUUAGAAACACUCGACUGCCUGAUGACCAAGGUUGCUGAGUGGCAACGCCUUUCCUGGAACCCUCAAUCCGGGUUACUGCAUAUCAUCGCAGAGUGGGGCCUUAAACAACAGGCCGAGACCAUCUUCCAGAGGUUUGCGCUUCUCAAGGAGGCCCAAUGGCAACAGGAGAGAGCAAAGGAGGUUUUCGGAGCUGAUAAAAACAGAUUGGUUGUGCUUCGUGAGGAGGGCUAA